Molecule: messenger RNA, 4595 nt
Organism: Eurytemora carolleeae
Lineage: Eukaryota; Metazoa; Arthropoda; Copepoda; Calanoida; Temoridae
Exons: 9
Coding region: 719-3934 (1071 amino acids)
Biological process (GO): regulation of transcription by RNA polymerase II
Cellular component (GO): nucleus
Molecular function (GO): RNA polymerase II cis-regulatory region sequence-specific DNA binding; DNA-binding transcription factor activity, RNA polymerase II-specific
Source: RefSeq, a predicted model, not a curated record
GCCCAGAGACAGUACAUUGCAGUACAAAAGAUACGUACACUUCUGAAAAAACUUUCCUUGCAUUACAUCCUUGAGUUUACUAUUCCAAUAUUUGAUGUGUCCCACUGUAUCAGUAAAAUCAGGUUUACAUCUAUUCUUUUAGGUCAACAAAAAGGAUUGCAUCACUAUUGAUGACAUCAUUGACAGAUGUAGGUAAAAAUAUGACCGAAGAUUUUACUGGUGAAUUGACCGGUCCGGUAGCCUGUCCGAGGACGGACAGUUUUACAGUCAAAUAGAUUGCACACACACACUCGCACACAAAUACACAUACUACACAACACUCAGCUGGGCCAGAGGCGGAAAGCGGAGUCUGUGAACGCCUUUAAAGAGUACAUGUUGGGUUUGCUAAUGUCAAAACAUCAUUAUGAAGUACAUUAAGAAAUUGUGAAGUUAAAUGUGGGAUGAUAAUGCUCUUUGACAAUAUAUUAAGUUAUGCAGUUGAAGAAGAGCCUAAAAUGAGUACAUUUCGUACACUUGCAAGUUAUAAAUACUAAAACAUGAUUCAGAAGUAAUAGAGAAGGAUCUUGUUUAUAAUAAUGCUAAAGUAUUAUGAAGCACAUUCAACGUCAUGUUGACUGUUGAGUUAUCUUUAAAUACAAAGAAAAUUUAAAAGCAAACUUGUUUGUUUACUUUAAUUCUGUGAUUGUGUGCCGAACCUAUCAGUGAUAAUUUAUACAGAAUGGAAUACACACAAAUACCUCAAAAUACAUUCAGACCAAUAAAAGAAGGAUAUGAUAAACUUCAAUCUCUCAGUGUUCAGAGACGGAUAAAUAUUACAUCUCCAAUACCAGAUUCGCCUCUGUCUCCUAGACCUUCUAAGUAUUCAAGGUCAUUCAUACUUGGAUGCGAAACAACAGGGAGCCGACAAUCGUCAAGAGCUGACAGCAUUGUUCAAUCUUGUUCUCGUCCCAAUUCUUCAAACCUCUAUUUUAAAUCAAAUAACAGCUCUAACUCAGACAUUUCAGUCGCAAAGAAUUUCCAAGAUUUGUCAGUAUCCAAUCGUAGAGCAGCUUUUAAAACACAAAAAUGGUCCCAUUCGUUAGACCAGGCUUGCCUUAACUCUUCGCCAAGCGGUGCAAAAAGACGGCAAGCCAGCUUGCAGCAAAAGUCACUAGACUUGGAUUCUGGUUAUUUGGGGAGUCCGUCCAGCGGACUACUCUCUGCUCAGAGUCAACCAUGGAUAGAUCUUCCAUCAACUAAUCAUUGCCCUGAACCAGGCAAGGAUUCGGUUUUAGAAAUUGACAAAGCUAGAAAAGAGCUUGCAAAGUUGAUCAACUUUCAAGAGACGGAAUCAAUGAACAGGAGUUUAUCUCUUCCGUCCUUUACGCAGAGCUUUCAUAAUAGAUCUCUUCAUGAACACAUUCAGGAGUACUGCAACCAAAAUCCAAUCCCAGAACCCUCUCCUUCCCAUGAUGAGUUGGACGCACUAGACGAAGAAAUAAAGCUAAUAGUUGGAGAUCUUCAAUCUCCAGAAUCUUACAUAUUUUCAUCUUCCACGCUGAACCACGACCUGAACAAGGAAUGUGUGAAGCCAACCCCGAUUCGGUCUAGCACAAGAACUUUCUCUCCCUCUGUAACAAAGGAAUCAGAGGAAUUUUUAUAUGUCAAAGCCAAAGAUACAGUGUAUUCUCCACUUUGUAACUCUGAGGAAAAAAAUGAAUAUAACACAAAAAAAGACAAGCCUCUCAAGCAAAAUCUUGGAAUUGAUAACGUUGAAGACUGUCCGGUAAUGUUAGCUGUUGUUAGAACUGUUUCACAAAAAUAUGAUGUUCCAAGAGAAGAUUAUUCCAAGGGUAUCAACUCUCAGCUCUUUUCUUCAAACAGUUAUUCGUAUCCGGGUUCUAAUCAGCCCUCCAAGUCACAAAUAAAUUUAGAAUCCUUGCUGGAUGAAGAAGGGCAAGGGUGUUUUUUAUUUACUUCUGCGCCAGUUAUUCAAACAGUUAAAAAAGAGUUAUCUCAACCAAAAGAAACAAAUUGUGAUAUCUUUCAACCUCAAAGAUUCUUUGAUAAAAAUGGUGAUGCAAACUUACAUACUCAGGGUGUUAAACACGUUCAAUACAAUGAUAUACAAUCACUUCUAUCAAACAAUAUCCAAGACCCUUAUGAGAACAAUGUAGGAGAGACAGAGAAAACGAAUUCUGUUGAAGAUAAUUCAGUUUGUGAAUCUAGAAGGCCUGAUGAGCUCAAUCAUUUUAUAUUUAAGAAGACCUCUCAGUUCUCAGGUAAAGUGAAUGAUUUGCCGAACCCCAAACCUUUUCGUUCAUUGUACUCACAGGAUAUAGUUGCUAAGGUUAAAUCUAGUAUCAAACCGGACCUGGAAGAAGGUACAAACAAAAUGUUGCUAGAAAAUCUGGAUCAUCAUCAACUCUACAACAGUGAACUUCACUCCCCUUGUUCUCCCGACCCAUCAUUCUCACUUCCAUCUUCACCACUUCAUGUCUAUAAUUCAUACCAGGGACCUCAGUACUUUCAGUUUCCUAUUUCCCAGUACCAGGAAAAUGUUGAGAUUAAAAAGGAACCUCAAAUCUUACCUGACCAAGAUACUGUUCUCUAUUCUCAUCAAACAGCAUAUCUCCAAAGCAGAAGUUCAGCUUCUCCUAUGAUUCAAUCUCCGGCCAUUUCAAACCUUAACACUCCUAGAGUAUCGAUCACGUCCCAUCACUCUAAUACGGAGUUCUCAGCUAAGAUUCGAUCAAGUCAUUCAUCCUUGCAGUGUUCACCACACUCCUCUCCUUUAGGGUUCAUGGAAAACACGGUAGGGGAAUUUGGACAUUCAAUUCUAUCUUCCUAUGAUCUAAAUAUGCAUAACAUGGAAGUAUCAGGAGAUGAGUCUGGCUAUAUUACUCCGCCUAAAUCCGGAUUUACUUCACCUCUUCAAGAUUAUGUUUAUCAAUCACCUUUUCCCUUUUAUGAACAACCCAUGCAAAGUUAUCCCGUGUCUCCCAAUACUCCAUAUCUUCCCCCACCUUACCCAUCAUACGAUCAUAUGAUCAAUGGCGAUCCUGCUCUUAAUACAGCUUCAGUCUUUACUGCUGAUCCAGAGUCCCUGGAGUCUGAGAGAGAUACUCCCGAUUCUUCUAUCAAGGAGGAACCCGGGGAGGAAUAUAAUCAGGAUGAAACAUCUGUUUGCAGAUGGAUGAACUGUGGUCGUGACUGCAUGGACCUAAGAAGUUUAGUUGACCAUAUCAUAUCCCAUAUUGAGCAGAGAAAAGGUUGUGAAGAGUAUCCAUGUUUGUGGGAGGGUUGCACCCGACGGUUAAAACCUUUUAAUGCAAAGUACAAACUGGUAACCCAUCUUAGAGUUCAUACUGGAGAAAAACCUCAUCAUUGUAAGCAAGACGGAUGCAGUCGAAAGUUCGCACGACUUGAGAACCUAAAAAUUCACGUUAGAAGUCACACCGGAGAAAAACCAUUUGCCUGCAAGUUCUCUGUCAGUCAUGACUUCGGAUGCACAAAGAAGUUUUCCAAUUCUUCAGAUCGAGCAAAGCACGAGCAGACGCACAAAGAUCCGAAACCAUAUAGGUGUGAGGUGCAUGGUUGCUUAAAAAGGUACACUGACCCUAGUAGUCUCAGGAAGCACGUUAAGAACCACAGCAAGGAGGAGCAAGAUCAAUACAAAGCUUGUAGAGAGAGAACUCUUGGGACUGAACAGCGCUGGUUAGAAACGAACUAUCAAUCCUUAGUUGGAGGCGCAGAUUGCUUCUACAGACCUGACAAUGAUCUUGAGCAGUUUAGACCAGGGUUCGAACGGCAAGAAACCUUGAUGGAAAGUGUAGAAAGAGAUGAUUCUCUGCCAUUUGAAAGUAUUCCUGCCAUGAAAAUAGGAUCUAGAAGUCUGAACAUAGAUACAGUCUAUACUCAUGAACCACGACUCCCUGAUAGCUAUAUUCUUUAACUACAAAUAUUCCACGUAAUGGGACAUGAAAUCAGUAUAUUUACGUGGGAGAAAUCGGAGAAGCCAGAUUACCAAAAAUUCUAAUACUGACUCUGGACAGGCGAAACGUGUCAUUUUUUUGACAUAAGCUUACGCAUUUCCAACGGAUUUCUUGUUCAUGUUGAUAAGUGCUUAGUAUUUAUCUUAUGUUUAUGCAGAUUGCAGACCCAUAUUGACUCCUAACUACUAAAACCGGAUCAAAAUACUCAUAAUUUAUUUCUAACUGUUAAUCAAUGCUUCUUAGUUCUUAACACAAUUGGGACCUUACCGUGACCAUGCUCGCUCAUGAUUGGUUGGAAUCGGAUCCACUCGGGUCUGGAUGCAGGAAACGGAAAAAAUAAAAGACCCUUAGACCUUUAAUUGUUAAUUUAAAGCUAGCUUGGAGCUGAGAGUUCUUAAUCUUCAUUUUAACAAACAUGUAGUAAAUGUUGGAGCUGCACUGGUUGGAACGCCAUAUCUUUUUUCAGCUUACUCUCAUCUACGGACGAACAAAGCAUUAUUUUGAGCUUACUCUCAGUUCACGUUAAAAGGCAUUUAUCAAAGAACAUGAAACAUGACAGUUUGUAAAUAGUUUAGUCUUCUUAAAUAAUUUUUAAGUUGUUUGACACCAAAGAGAACAACA